Molecule: messenger RNA, 425 nt
Organism: Phytophthora sojae
Lineage: Eukaryota; Oomycota; Peronosporomycetes; Peronosporales; Peronosporaceae
Exons: 2
Coding region: 24-326 (100 amino acids)
Biological process (GO): translation
Cellular component (GO): mitochondrial large ribosomal subunit
Molecular function (GO): structural constituent of ribosome
Source: RefSeq, a predicted model, not a curated record
CGGCGAUGCUGGUGCGAAACGCGAUGCAGCGCGCUGUGGCGUUCCUGCAGCACAAGAUGUUCCCGACGUCGCAGAUGCCGGCGCUGGGCCCUCUGGCGCUUAACGGCGGCGCGGCUGCGCUGCCCUCCAACCCGCUGAGCGAAGCGAUCUGGCUGGCCGCCCCCAAGUCCAAGGUGACGCCGUCCCGCAAGAAGAUUAGGAACAACGACCUGAGCAAGCGCCUCAAGAACAUUGUGCACUUCCAGGACUGCCCCAUGUGCGGCGAGAAGAAGCUCCGUCACCGUCUGUGCAUGAGCUGCUUCAAGAAGGGCAAGUACUUUGUGUAAACAGCGCGCGCGUUCGGCACCAAAGCAUCGCACACAUCAGACAGAGAGACGCACAAGGGAGGAUGAAUAUAUAGAUGUCUGCCUUGCAGACGACCAUGG